AUGGAUUGGAAAGGAAACGACUUCGAAGGAGACUACGAGGACUUGAUAUUCCUCGAGAAGCCAUCCCUAGUGCUGCGCUUGACGGUCGACGUGGGCCAGGUGGUGCUGGAGCCAUCUGCACCUCGCCUCAGGGAGAUCCUGGGCAAUUGCGUGAACCACAUCCUCAAGUCUGGCAUCGAUCUUCCCCGGGUGGAAGAGGAACUCUUUCCAGGUGAAUCGAAUCGCAUCGAGUGUGUUGGAUCGUGUCGAAGCAUGAUCGCUGAUCCGAAUGCUUUCAUCUCGAUCUCAGGAGAGUUCAAGCGUCCGAUGAGACUCCGUCAUGUGAGCAACAAGGAAGAGGAGAUUCAAAACAUCCAACGUGACAUAUUCGCCAUUUUGGAGAAGAACAUCGUCGGCCCCCAGAAAUACGUGAGUGUGUACGACGAGUACAAGGACAUCCUGGACGGCAGUGCCAACAAAGAGCUAGACGCGUUCCUCAAAGAAUCAAGGGAUUUACAGGCUUUCAAAGAGAGGGCAAAUCAAUACGCGUCGCGCCACCUGGAAGCCGUCACGCAUCGCGAAAGAGUCCCAAUGCAGUUCUUUCUCUUGGACUGCAAAGAGGCGAACGAGGAAAUCGCCACGUCGAUCCAGGUCAUGGAGAAGAAGCUCGUCUCCUUCCAGAUCGGCGUCAACACCCAGAUAAACAGCAAAGUCUCCCUUCUGCCGCGACGCAGCUCGGGACAUUCGGCUUCCCCUGCAAACAGGAUCUCGGACCAAUUCGAGGAGAUGUGGGGGAGGCUGAAGAAGGAGCCUCAGACGACGAGCGAGCUGGUCGGGAUGCUUCAGUUCCUCUACAGAUGCACGGACCUCACCGUGAAAGACCUGCAGGCGAAGAUCUCCGAAGCUGCUGCGCGCAUCCUCUUCCUCAUGGAGUACACCACGCUCUCUGAGGAGGAUUUGGAAAGGAACGCUCAGGUGUUCCGGUGGAAGGAGAAGGCGGAACAGCUCUUCGAAAGCGCUUACGUCAGCCUCAUGACGAAGAAGGAUGAAACAGAAGCCGGUCUCAAAAACCGGGUCAUAGCCUUCGAAGAAAAGCUCUUCGGUUACCAGGCGGAAGUGGAAAGCUUCCGCCGCAAGGACCCUCCCGUGCUGAACGUGGACGAAAUGAAGAGCAACUGCAGGGUCCUGGACCGGCUGGGAGAACUGCUGGCGUCGUCCAGGGCCGAGCUGGACUCCAUCAACGGGGAGGAGGAACUGCUGGGACUGGAACCCACUCCCUCGCCCUUGCUUCAUCGGCUCAUAGCCCUGAGGGAGCCCUACGACAAGCUCUGGCACACAGCCCUCGAGUUCACCCACAAACACGAGAGAUGGUUUCACGGAAUCAACGUCAUCGCUUGA
Molecule: messenger RNA, 1377 nt
Organism: Darwinula stevensoni
Lineage: Eukaryota; Metazoa; Arthropoda; Ostracoda; Podocopida; Darwinulidae
Source: the annotation of a GenBank genome assembly